CGCGGUUACUCCUGUCAAUGGAGUAGGAUGCGUGCGCGUUGCACUUGGGUCGACCCCUGGGUCUAGCUGUACACUUUAGCGAGAGCUCGCUGACCCGCGGUCGUACUCCAGCGGACGAGCGCUCACGAGUAGCUCCGCUCGAACGCUUUCCUGUAACGUACACACGUCGUACGUGAACAUGUUCACAGAUGAUGUUCGUUCACGGUACUAGUAGUAGUAACUGUGCCAACUGAGUUGUACUUUUACACUUUACAGUUCAUUCCGUCUUGGCUCCUCCUUUCUUUUCCAACCUUCAUGUUUCUUUCCUUUACUAGAUGAGAACAAGCAUUAAAUUUAUAUGGAGUAAAUGUAUCUGAAUUGAAAUGAAUGCAACAAAGACGCCUCAACGUCUGAUGUAAAGCCUGGAUGUAUGUUGAUGUGCUGUGGCAGUGUGAAAAUGCUCAGUCUAUGUGUUGCAAAAAACCUUGAAAUGGUAAAGCAAUUGUUGAGAUUUGUGACCUGGAACAGAUUCCUAACCUUUGAAUCCCAACAGUACUUGAAACUGCAAUGGCUUCCAAUGAUGCACGGCAGAAAUGAGCGGGUAUAUUGUACACCAGCCUGGCACGCACCUUUAGGAUAUGUGCCAGAACCAAGGAAAAAGAAAGUGGAAGCAAAAUCUUCCGAUAUUGUCUCAUUCGAAAAUCUUGUUGAUGGGCAAAGUCUGACUUGCCUAAAAAGUAUACACAAAGCUUGCUCAGCACCAGAAAUAUUCCAAGCUCUAAGAGAACUCCAGGGUAAUCUGAAUGAAGUUCAUGUGGCACGAGCAAUAUCCAGACUAGCUGAAAUUGGCCAGAAAAUCAAUGUUGCACAAGUCGAAAUAGUUGGUGAAAGUGAAUCAAGGAUGCUUGCUGGUCAUCAAGACAAGGACUUCGUUGACUUGUGCUAUUUAGUACUCCGUAAUGUGAAGAGAAUGGAUUGUAACCUCUUUCUAGAUGCCCUGAAAGCCUCAAUUGACCUUAGAGUUCCACAAAGUAGUGUGAUGGUUCAGACUUUAAUUGCCAGUGCUGAACAGCGUCUAAAUCAGUUUAAUUGUAGUGACCUGGCAAAGUUGGCUAGCGUUCUUGUUCGUUUGCAGGAGACGGAUCAAAGAGUGCAUGCAUUGCUGCGAGCCAUAAUUCUACUUGUCCCUGAUCGUGUUGGUGGUUGCACUGAUGCCAGGGCGUUAAACAUUAUCCUUCGCACUGUUGGUAAACAACUCGAUCAUCACAAUCGUGCCCAAAUGGCCCAUCGCUUGAUUGCAAUUUUCAGUACAAAGAAAGACACAGACAAAGAGAAAACUGUCAUGGAUGCGUCCAAAGCCAUCACAGAAUUUUAUUUCAUAAGGUAUUACAAUGGAGAUUUCCUGAGGGAAGCAUGCAACAUUUUGUUGGAUGGCCUGGAGUACCUACCUCCCACCAGGUUGAUGAAAGCUCUUCAUUCCCUGUCCGGUUUCAGAUUUUACUGUCCAGAACUUUUAGAAAAAGCAGGGGAUUUAAUAGCACACUUGGUUGAUAAGUUCAAUUUCAAUCACCUCUCGAGAAUUCUGAAAAUGUACACCGCCCAGCGAUUCCUACACGAGAACCUGCUUAAUGCAGUGGCAAUUUCCUUGACCAAACGAUCUCUUGAUGAUGAAAGCCUAAUCACUCUUGUUGGAAUGCUGAGUCCCUUUGCCAAGUUCCAGCAUGUUUCAACUUCCCCAGGCAGUGAUGCUUGCGUCUUUGGCCUUGUGGCAGCAGCUGCAGAGAAACAGAUUGUUGGCUUUGCAGAUCGAGAAACAGAUUUUGGUCAGUUGGUGCAGCUGAUGACAUUAUUGGCAAUGUGCGGAGCAUACUCGGAAAAACUGAUGGAAAUCAUCAUGAGCAGAACUUGCAAUGAAUCAAUUUCAAGAGUUGACCGGAAAACUCUACUCAACCUACGGAGUCUACAUACCAUAAUCAGCAUGAAGCUACUUAAAUUUUCCAGUGAUGAGCAGUCAGUCCGCGAUGCACACUCUAAGGAGCUGUCAAAUAUCCUCAGUCGGUUUGAUCAAGACGAAAGGCUCACUGGGUUAAAACGUGAGAGUAAAUUCAGGACGUCGGUGGCCAAAACAUUGCAUGAAGAAAUAGGGACUUCCAUUGCGACAGAUGUGGCUAUUGGCAACGGAUACACUGUCGACUUUGUAGUUUCCGAGGAGAUGCGGGAGCAGCGACCGAUAGCUAUUGACUUGACUAGUGCAGUGCACUUCUGCUCAAACUACCCAGACAGGCCUCUCGCUGAAGGAGUUAUCAAGAGGCAGUAUGUUGAAGCCAUGGCAUACAGCUUUCGAAUGUCCUUGAGUGGGACCAAGAGAGGACAUGAUUUUCCUAGCAACGGUGGCUCCUUUGGCGGCAACUGCACUUCACAUGGUUCAUGAACGACUAUGGUUGCUAUCAACAAAACGAACACUCCCCACCGGCAUGGCUCUUUUCAACUGAUGAGGGGGUGCUCCUGCUCAAGGCAGAUAAAAAAUACAGUCGUCUGCAACGAGACGUUCCUCGUACUGUGACCCAUCGGCAAUGUCAUUUACAUGUAUAUAGAGCAGAAAUAGUCAUUCUUAUCAUUAAACUGUUGAACAAUAGUGUAUGGUUGACAUUUUAUCUUUGGAGCUUGGCAGGAACAAUGCCUGCUAGCACUGGCAGGAGAUCUGUAGGGGUUGGGCGUAGACAUCCUGCAAUGAUCCUCAUGGUGUAACAUCCAGUUUUCUAGUGUGGAUGUAACUUACAUCGGCUAAAAUCAAGGCAUAAUAUUACAGUAUUAAAAUUUUUAACCUUUAAAACUUUCAGAAAUUAAAACCUUGUAUUGCCAGGUAUGUGUGAAGAUUUGAAUCUUUGCGGUCUUAUGAUGCAGCUGACCAGUCAAUGCUAUUUUCAGCAGAGUUUGUUUAUAUGUCAGUAUCUCCUAUUGAUCUGAAGAAGUUUCUCUGGAAACAGUCAUGUUCGAAAUUGUUCAAGUCAUCAUCCGGUUUACACAACAUGGCAAAAUCUAAUCAACCAUAACUAGUAGCGAGAUGGCCACUGCCAUGACGCAGUUAUAAUGACACAAUAACUAUGAAUAGUCAAUGGUCCCAGAUGUAGACAGGUUAAAACAUAAGCAUAAAAGUGAUAGGACUUCAAAACAAAUCAAAGUUAUUAUUCUAUGUCUGGUUUCCAGACCCAAUGAUUCUCACUACCUUCUCUCUGUUCAAGGGUCCGUUAUCACCCAAUGUUACAUAACAAAAACCGAGGAAUUCAUCCGUUUCUGAAAAUAUCGAAACUUAUUGUCAGUGUUCGGAUAGUUUUGUUGAUGGUCCAGCAUUUACAGUUAUUUUUGCAUACUAAUCAGUGGAUGUGUAUAAGUAAGACACGUUUAAAACCAUUACGAUUAGUCAUGAUAUAAGUAUGAACAGCAAUGGAUCUUGGAAUUCUCGAGUUUUAAGCUCUCGUUGGCUCAUUUUUUAAUUCAAAGUUAACCCGGAGUUGCAACUUUGUUAAAGUAAAACAACCGACAUGCAUGCUUCUAAAGUUUGGGGGGGGUAGUCCUCAUUAUUUUUUGUGCCAUUGUGGAAUAUUUAAAGUAGAUGCUGAAAAUGAAAUAAUGGAAGACAUGAAAUAGUUUCCAAUGCAGAUUGGGCUUCCCCGGUGCCCCUGACAUCUUGGGUCAUAAACUAUAUUUAAUCAUGGGUGAUACCUGACCUACACGUAUGAUUUUAUCAAGAGUUGUCAUAAAUCGUCAGGUCAUAGGGAACUAAACUGUGCCACCAAAGGACCAUUGGCGCUAUGUAAAACAUGCCACCUUUGGUUACUCGCAAAGAGGAUAGAUUUGUCCUCAUGGUGUGGGUGAAAGAAGACGAAGCUGGCAGCACGCUUGCAUUCUGAUGGUAAACACCCGUUACAUUCCUGUUCAACCAUUACGGUGUUGUGAUCUCAGCCAUUAAAGACUGGAUUGGAUGUGUGUACAUGCUUGCCCUGAGAUAACUGGGAAAAUGCAGACAGCCGGGUAGUGAGGCUUGAAGGUGUUCAUCUUAUACAAAUAUUGACUGCUUCCAGUGCAUGGUGUUGUAAAACUAGCCUCUUGAGGUGAUCCAUGGAGCAUUGCAUUUUCCAAAAGGGAAGCCGAAGGACCCUAGAAUGCUCCAUGGAUCAUCCGAUAGAGGUUAGUUUUAUCAGUCCACGAGAUAAAGCAGUCAACCUCCAACAUUUUGAUUAAUUUCAUCUAAAUGCAUAGAAAAAGGACUUGUACUGGAAAUUAAGUCCUUGUUUCAUUUUUUUUUUCUUCAAAAUGACAGUUUGCCAGAAAAAAAUAAACUCACAGGGAGUGAAGUCCA
Molecule: messenger RNA, 4339 nt
Organism: Acanthaster planci (crown-of-thorns starfish)
Lineage: Eukaryota; Metazoa; Echinodermata; Asteroidea; Valvatida; Acanthasteridae
Biological process (GO): mitochondrial RNA processing; regulation of mitochondrial mRNA stability
Cellular component (GO): ribonucleoprotein granule; mitochondrial matrix
Molecular function (GO): RNA binding
Source: RefSeq, a predicted model, not a curated record